Molecule: messenger RNA, 957 nt
Organism: Chaetomium globosum CBS 148.51
Lineage: Eukaryota; Fungi; Ascomycota; Sordariomycetes; Sordariales; Chaetomiaceae
Exons: 3
Coding region: 1-957 (318 amino acids)
Source: RefSeq, a predicted model, not a curated record
AUGGCCUCGCACUCGGCCCGGCGCAAGCUCAUUGGCGCGCGUCCUGUCCGCGGGCGAGGCGGAGCUCAGCUGAGACCAGAUCCCAUCUCGGCCCCCAAUACUGCCCGUGGAGGAAGCAUCUUGCCCGUGGGGGCUCAGCAGCAGAAGCAUCCCCAGCACUUGCACGGUGUGCCUCUCGGCCACCUCGAAGAUCUGGCGCGAUCAGUGUGGGGUGGCACGAAAUCCGCCCACAAGCGGACUAAUCCCAAGAGUGGCUCGUCUGCAUCCGUGAUUUUACGGCGGCGACCAACAUCACUGUCCGGCAAAGGUGUGAAGUUCAUCGUGAGAGCUACCAUCAUUCGCCGAAUUCCGAAUCCCAAUCCAGUCAUAACUCCGCCUCCAAGAUGUGUCCCAACGGUGUUAUGUCCCGACGUGCCGAACGAGAUAGGCGAGCUGCAAGAUCUGAGACCGGCCACCGUUGAGGGCCAACAUGGCCAUGAUGCAGCCCUAGUGAAGACCCAUAUCGUUGGUCGGAAGCUGCCGGGGAGCCAAAGCUUGGUGUCGACAGGGAGAGAGCAACGGCCGCAAGCGGAACUACCCCGCCGUUUAUAUUUGAGAGGGUGCAACCAAGACGAAGGUUUAUUUUGGCCGUUGUCUGCUCGUCUUGAGCAGAACCCGGCGGUGAUGCCCGGAGAUCAGGACACGGCGAAGUCUGUGUGUCGGUCACAGACCGGAGAGUGCGGCCGUGUUCGCCGCAGGUCACUCGACCACACAGAGUCUGUCUGUGCUGGGGGACAUCUAAAACUAGAGGGACGCCACCCGUAUCUUAGGACACGGCAAUUCAAGAGUAGAAUGACCCAGAAUGUUUCGAAACCAAGCCACACAGCCCGGAGCUUUUGCCCAUUUGACGGGAAGCCGGAAUUGGAAGCGGGAGUGUGUUGGUUCGAUCACGUAGCACCGGGCCGUACUGCGAGUUAA